AAGGAGCACAUGGAUCAAAUGACGUCGGUAGCAGAGAGCUCGGUAGAAGCAAAGAGGGUGCCUAGAAAGCGAUUUGUUGGUCGUCGUACCGUGACAGCGUCUGCUGACGGAUCCUUAGUGAAGACCAAUAGAGUAAGAAGCCAUGUGGGCAGGGCCAUGACGCAGAUCCCGGCUGAGAUACUUGAAGAUGGUGAGCUGAAUGAGGCCAUCAAGCUGCUUCCUUCAAACUACAACUUUGAAAUCCACAAGACUGUGUGGAACAUCAAGAAGAGCAACGCAAAGAGAGUGGCUUUGCAGAUGCCUGAAGGCCUACUCAUAUACUCUUUGAUCAUUGCUGAUAUCCUUGAGCAAUUCUGCCAGUGUGAGACCAUAGUCAUGGGUGAUGUCUCCUAUGGAGCGUGCUGUAUCGAUGACUUCACAGCGAGAUCUUUGGACUGUGACUUCAUAGUUCACUAUGCGCACUCUUGUCUGGUGCCUAUUGAUAUCACGCUCAUCAAAGUGUUAUACAUCUUUGUCACCAUCAGCAUUGACGAAUCGCACCUGAUUAACACCAUCAAAAGAAACUUCGAAAAGGGGUCUCGCAUCGCAACGUUUGGAACCAUCCAGUUCAAUCCAACUAUCCAUGCCAUCCGUGAUAAGCUGGCUAACGAUGAAACCAAACCUAUCUACACCAUUCCUCCGCAGAUCAUGCCCUUGUCCAAGGGAGAGGUACUGGGCUGUACGUCACAGAGGUUGGAUAAAGAAGAUAUAGAUGCGAUGAUAUACGUUGGUGAUGGACGCUUCCACUUGGAAAGUGCAAUGAUUCACAACCCAGAGAUACCUGCUUAUAGGUAUGAUCCAUACUCUAGGAAAUUCACAAGGGAGUACUACGAUCAAGAACAACUCGUAAAGGUCCGUGAAGAUGCCAUAUCAACAGCACAGGGUGCAAAGAAAGUCGGUCUUAUAUUGGGAUCGUUGGGAAGACAGGGCAAUUUGAACACAUUGAACAACUUGGAAACGGAAUUGACCAAAAGAGGUAAAAUUGUUGUCAAGAUUAUCCUUUCAGAGAUAUUUCCUCAAAAGCUGUCAAUGUUUGAUGAUAUAGACGCUUUCAUACAGGUGGCUUGUCCACGUCUAUCCAUCGAUUGGGGUUAUGCCUUUAACAAACCGUUGUUAACCCCAUACGAGGCGAUGGUCAUGAUGGAGAAUGAUCGUAAAUGGGAUAAGAACUACUAUCCAAUGGAUUACUACGGAAGGGAAGGUUACGGUAGGGGUAGAAUACCUGAUCACUCAAACGUUCAAUGAAUAAAUGCACACUCUCUAUUUCUGCUCUAGUUCUUCGUAUGCCUUUUCAACGCCCAGUAGCGUGGCAACGUCAUAUGUACUCCAUUCAAGAAUCUCUUCGUCCUCGUACAAUAUGUGCAGGAUCUUGUAAUAAACGUUGUACAACUUGAGAAACUUCAAUGAACUCUCUGUGAUGAUAUCAUUCGCAAUGGAAGGUGAUGAGAUCUUGAACAAAGCCUGUUGAAUGUCUAUCAGAGCAUUAGGCAAGAAUUCGUGCAGUUUAGUCUCAAUCUCUUGUAGUUUGUCCUUGUUGAACAAUUUGUUUUCGAUCAAAGACGAAUACAUAUAGUAAUCCUCAUCUGUCUCAAUCUGUUCAAUAGGGAAUAUCAGUUGUAUCAACUGUUGAUGGAUGUCCAGCC
This is a messenger RNA of Williopsis jadinii, 1682 nucleotides long. RefSeq names its product 2-(3-amino-3-carboxypropyl)histidine synthase (gene DPH1). Lineage: Eukaryota; Fungi; Ascomycota; Saccharomycetes; Phaffomycetales; Wickerhamomycetaceae. The coding region runs from base 10 to 1284 and encodes 424 amino acids. The transcript has 2 exons. Gene Ontology annotation, biological process: protein histidyl modification to diphthamide. The record is from RefSeq and is a predicted model, not a curated record. Gene Ontology annotation, molecular function: 2-(3-amino-3-carboxypropyl)histidine synthase activity.